Molecule: messenger RNA, 9567 nt
Organism: Drosophila erecta
Lineage: Eukaryota; Metazoa; Arthropoda; Insecta; Diptera; Drosophilidae
Gene: RhoGAP100F
Product: rho GTPase-activating protein 100F
Exons: 11
Coding region: 1508-7117 (1869 amino acids)
Biological process (GO): signal transduction
Molecular function (GO): protein binding
Source: RefSeq, a predicted model, not a curated record
GUCAACGUUGUGUGCAACGGUAAAAGCUAACUGUCGUGCAGUCUCGCUCUCGCUCGCUGCAUUUCGCUCUCGUCGCUUGCUGCGAGUGAUUCGUUUCCUCUGAUCAAAGAAUAUUUUGUAGUUUUCCACCGAAUGCAGGCACAAUUACUGCGCAAAAACACAAGAAAACGCGCGACCAAGUGUCCCAAAAGUUAACAAAGCUCUACAACACCGGAAAGUGUCGUUUACCAUCGGGGAACAGCAAAAGGACAAGCGCCGCAGCAAAGUGAAAAAAACGUAGGGAGUUUUGGAGUGAGUGGGAGUGAGAGGGAAGGAGCACCAUAGCGGUGGUGGGUGUACGUGCGCGAGUAUUGGUGCUGUGUCCAUGUCCGUGUUAUCGCCAGCAGCAUUCAAGUGCUCCAAUUCGUGGCGCACGCGCAGGAUAACUCGCGCUCUCUUGCUCUCUUUCUCGACUUAAAAGAGGAACAGGAUAUUUUAUUAUACUGAAAUUCGUACGCAGCAAAUUCGCAUAGUUGCGAAAGCUUCGCGCUGCCACACGGACGCAUUCCGCUACGGGCUCCCCGCACACCCACACACUCUCACACCCGCCCGCCGCGAACCCACACACACGCGCCCGCAAGCACCCUCGCGCACAGAUCAAUGAAAAGGCAAAAAAGUAAAUUGCACUUUUUCCGGGAACCAAAAACAUGUUGAAAUUAUCUCACAAGUUGCGCAAAAAAUGCCGCAGCAAAAAAGUUGCAUGGAAAGCCGUGAAAGCGACGAAACUGUGAAACGAAACGAAAGGCAACGAAACACGGCGGAGAAAGGAGCAAAGAGAGGCUGCAAGGAUGUACUGCUUCUCGGAAUCGCAAGCCAUUGACCACCGAACCAGCGAUACGUCUCUAACAAAAACCCGCACCUAGCCAAUUGCAUUUUGCAUUUUGUAUUCUCACUGCCCCCGGAAGUAAAAGCAGCUUCAGCGGAAAUUAAAACAAAUCUAAGCCGAAAUAAAAGCCAGAGCUAGCGAGCGAAGGAGAUAGAAGUAGAUAGAGAGGAAGAGAGAGAAAGAGAGAGCUACCAGAGAGAGCAAGUGCAUCCUUUUCACAACGCGGCACACAUUUACGACCGGUGACUGCAACUAGCCCACUCCCUCACCUCCGCCCCCUCUUCACCCCGGCCCAAGUUGUCCCUUGCAAUUUAUGAUCUCAUGUUUUCAUAACUUGGGCAGCAGCCGUUGGCACGGAUUAGACGGAAAACGUCAAGCAUCAGGACGUGAGGAGGUACCCAGUUCCAAAGUGCAGGAACACUCCACUCGCAACGAAGCCCGAACUUGCAUUUUUAUAUCGCAUUUUUGUAAGGAACCAGAGGAACGUGUUCAGCAUUGACCAAAUGCCAUCGCUACCAGCUCUAGUUGGACGAGCAAGCAAAUACGGCAAUUAACAGAAGUUGCCUUCAAACGAAACCCCACCCAAGGCGAGAGGAGGACAGGAACGAAGGAAGACAUUCCCAAUCGGAUCCCCACUAAUAAAUGCAGUGGAAGAAGAAGUUUACUCGAUUGAAAGCAGCUACUGGAAAUUCGCGUGUGCGAAGAAUGCUUUGUUGUGGACGCAGAAAGGAGAAUGGAAGAUCAGUUCCUGAUGUCACCGCAAGCCCGGGUCGGGCCCCGCCCGGACCGCUGCCCGCCAACCAGCUGUCUUCGAUGGGCAACCAGCAACACCAUGGCAACCAGCAACACCAUGGAAACCAGCAGCAACAUCAUGGCAAUCAGCACGGCAACCAUCGAGGUCAGAGCGGAAGUUUGUCGAACGCCGCCGGGGUCAAGGACCCGGUGAUGCUCCAGGGCGAUUUCCGGAAAGUCAGCGGCAUCAGCUCAGAGAUCUUUCGGCAGAUAGAGGCCGUCGAGAAUGACCACGACCCCAACACGGCGGCGGCCUUGGAGGCGGUGGAGCGACGCGGUGAGAUGAUCGUGCGCGUCCUGGAGCCGCGUUGCAUGGGCAGCAAGCAGGCGGUGGACGCCGCCCACAAGCUGAUGAACAAGGCGGACGCACGGCACACCGUGCAGCUGGUGGAAAUAGUCAAGCGGCCGGGUCAGACGCUGGGCUUGUACAUCCGCGAGGGAAACGGGGCCGAUCGCACCGAUGGCGUGUUCAUCUCCCGGAUUGCACUGGAGUCGGCUGUCUACAACAGCGGCUGCUUGCGGGUGGGCGAUGAAAUCCUUGCGGUAAAUCUGGUGGACGUGACACACAUGUCCCUAGACGAUGUCGUCAUUAUUAUGUCAAUUCCGCGCCGCUUGGUGCUGGCGAUACGUCAGCGGCGAGGCAAUAGAGGCACAGGAUCUCCUGGACCGCCGACGCUCUCUCGGCCAGAACAGAAGCCCCCACCGGUUGUUGUUAUUAAGCGAGACUUGCGGGACGAGGAUCUGGACGAGACGGACCGAAUGCCGAGGCCGCGCUCAUCACGUGACAGACGUACAGGAGAUGGUCGCGAAAUGACGGAAUCUCGUUCUCGGCUAGGCCUGGGUCUCAAUAAUUACAGUCCGCAGUCCGAGCAGUUGGAUAUGUACUACAAUACCCGCGGCGGAGGUGGAGCCAUGGGCGAGCCGCCCAACUGGGGCUAUAAACCACCACCGCCACCGUCUUCGGUGAUUACGGAGCAGCCCACAAAAGCACAUGCUUUUGCGCCUUCGCAUGCUUACUACCAAAAUGCCGGCACUCUUGAAAGCUUGGCGGAGAAGGUACAUGCAUUCUAUCCUGGACAGCCUGGUGCUCCGCCCGUGGGUCCCUCGCGAAGAAUGUCCACGGGCACUGGGAACGUGGGCCUCGCUCAACAACAUGCCAGAUUUCCGCGAUCUGGCUCAGAUCAGCAUUUACCUCGCGUAGAAUAUUCGGAUUAUUCCAAUUCCCUGGGACGCCAUUCCCUUCUACGAUCAAGUUUAAAACCUGGAACGGCCGGUGGAGCUCCAAUGCAGGUAGGAGUGGGAGGCACUCUUGGCCGAUACGGGCGCUAUGACCAACAGAGAGCCGGUGUAUCCAAGUACGGCCCUCCAUCUGGAGGAGCUCAAUCGCUGACCCGGCGUUCCAGACCAAAUUUGGACUAUUCCAGCGAUACGGAAGCCACAAUUGGGCCCAGGCCAAGUUACUACUACUAUAACAGACCUGCCAUCGGCAGUAUGUCAAGGGGAUCAGGUGGAGCAGGCGGAGGAGUUGGCGCAGCUUCAACGGCUGCCUUGCUGGCCGGAGCUGCGGAUCUCAAUAAAUUUAACUCAUUGCCCCGAGAGCGCCCUGGGACGAGAUUGCAGGGCAUCCGCUCCAGAAUGGGAGAUCGCUUGGUGGACGAGAAUGACGGAAAUACCUCGGCACCCGAGUUCGAUGCACGGAGGGGAAGGGAUUUACGUCAGCGAAUUACCGCCAGUCCGUCGAUAUUUACGGCGGAUGAAUACCGCGCCUGGCUCAGGAGGGCACCUAGCAGUUCUGCCAUUGCGGAACAAAUGCGAAUGACGCGGGACAUGUUUGCCCAGCCACGGGCUCAGCGAUUUUCAUGUAGCGCUGAGAACAUCCACGAUGCACUGAGAAAUACGGAAAGCAUCUACUCCAGUAGAACCCAUAUCCUUGGCACGGGCACUCUCGAUCGGAACAUGGGUCUUACACGACCAAUUUCUGCACUACCCGUGCGCUCCAUGUCCUCGCAGCACAUUGGAGGAGCGGGCUCCAUUCGAUCGCCUAGCAUACGACGCAUGCGACAGUUACUGGAGCUUUCCGCAGGUCCCGCCAGCCCGAGCGGCAGCAUCUUGAGCACCGGUGGCCACCAGAGUCCGGCACCAACACCAAGUGCCACCUUACCACGCCCACACCGCCAGAUCGACAUAAACCCGGCGGAGUUUGCCAAGUACAAGCUGGAUAAGCCCAUCGUGGAUAUUGGAGGGAUCUCCGGCAUGUUGUGGAUUCAUUUGCUAGCAGGUCGCGGCCUUAGAACAGCUCCAGAGGGAGCAGCAGGCGCGGCGCCACAGGGCCAAACCAGAGAUCUUUACUGCGUAAUCGAGUGCGAUCGCGUGCACAAAGCACGGACAGUGGUGCGAUCGGGUGACCUGCAGUUCGACUGGGACGAGUCGUUUGAGCUUGACUUGGUUGGCAACAAACAGUUAGAUGUACUAGUCUACUCGUGGGAUCCGCAGCACAGACACAAGCUGUGCUACCGAGGCGCAAUUUCGUUGUCGUCAAUCCUCCGUCAGUCUCCACUUCAUCAGCUGGCCUUAAAGGUUGAACCAAGGGGGACGAUAUACAUUCGCAUGCGGCACACGGAUCCACUGGCUCUUUACAAGAGGAGGGGCCUUCCGAGCCUGAGAGCAGGUUACCCUACGCUCUUCGGCGCUGAUUUGGAAACGGUGGUAAAUCGGGAGUCCAAAAAUGCUCCCGGAAGUGCACCCGUUCCCAUCGUAUUGAGGCGCUGUGUGGAGGAGGUGGAGCGCCGUGGUCUUGAUAUAAUCGGGUUGUACCGACUGUGUGGCUCGGCUACCAAGAAGCGUUUGCUACGCGAGGCCUUCGAGCGCAAUAGCCGUGCAGUGGAAUUGACCCCGGAACAUGUUCCUGACAUCAACGUCAUCACCGGCGUCCUCAAGGAUUACCUCAGGGAACUGCCCGAGCCGCUGUUCACGCGCUGUCUUUUCCAGAUGACGGUCGAUGCCUUAGCUGUCUGCCUACCAGAUGACCCGGAGGGCAAUGCGAAACUGAUGCUUAGCAUACUCGACUGCCUGCCGCGGGCAAACAGGGCCACCCUGGUAUUCCUUCUGGAUCACCUCUCGCUGGUCGUUUCAAACUCGGAGCGGAACAAGAUGUCCGCCCAGGCGUUGGCCACCGUGAUGGGCCCACCGCUGAUGCUGCAUUCGGCGAGUGCGCAGCCGGGAGCUGACAUCGAUCACGCUCAGCCGAUCGCGGUGCUUAAGUAUCUGCUGCAGAUCUGGCCGCAGCCGCAGGCGCAGCAUCAGCAGAUGGCGCAGCACAUGGGCGGCGCUGCGGGGGCGAUGAUGGGCGGCUUGGUCACCGCCGGGAGCAUGAGCAAUAUGGCGGGUGUUGCUUCAGGUCGGCGCGGCGAGUCAACAGGGCAGCGUGGAAGCAAAGUCAGUGCGUUGCCAGCGGACAGACAGCAACUUCUACUGCAGCAGCAGGCGCAGCUCAUGGCGGCGGGCAAUCUUCUGCGCUCGUCCACUUCGGUAACCAACAUACUCUCCCAAGGCCAUCCUCAGCUCUCAGCCACAGCCAACAAUCAUCUGUAUCAAUCAGUAGUGGGUCAGUUAGCUCAAUCGCAUCGAGCCUUGCAACAAGCGGUGCAACAGCCCUAUCAAUUGGGGGGCUCAGCGGGCUCAGCAAUUCCCGACCCAUCGCCACUGCCACUUCCAGGCACACCCUCCCCCGGCAGUAGCUCUGCAUCGACGGGCUCGGGCUCCGGAUCGGGUAAAAGCACGGAUACCAUCAAGCGCGGUGCUUCGCCUGUUUCCGUUAAGCAAGUCAAGAUCGUCGACCAGCCAUCCAGUCCAUAUUCCAUUGUGAUGAAGAAGCCGCCGCUGCAGAAAGAUGCGCCCGUAGAAAUCACCACACCCACCACGCAGGCGGAUGCAGAGUCGACCUUGGGAAGCAAGGAAAGCAAUGGAACAUCAUCUCGAAGGGGAAAUGGGGACUUUUAUGAUACGCAUAAGGCGCAGGCCAGGAGUUUGGUGAACGAGGAAUCCAGCUACAGCUCCAAGUACACUGCCUUGGAAACUAAGAAGAUCGGCCUUGGCAACAGUAGCUACACGCCCAGCAAGGCGAGUGCCAGUGGCCUUUCUGCCGGCGAGGACUACAAGGCGAUGCGAAACAAGUCGAGCGCCACAUCCAGCUCAAGCUCAUCGCAGGCAACCGUUUUGAGUGCUGGCUCUACGGCCACAUCAGCCCCGACCACUUCUUCGGACGAUUCGGAUGAUCUGGUCUCCUACAAGUCAUCGGCGUCCACAAAUGCCUUGCUGGCCCAAUCGCAAGCCAUGACCACCAGUCAGCUGAUGUCCAAGUAUCUCAAGCGGGAGCCACGGGUACAGUUUACGCCGAUCAAGUCACCGGAAUCGCCCUCGCCACCGGGUAGCGGUGAUGGUCUGCCCAAGGGUACUUACCAACUGGUUACGCCUAACUCGGGACCGUCGAGCAAACCGGGUGCUACGACUGGAGCUAUAAGCAAGUACACCACCGGCUCAGUGGAUUCAUCUAUUAGUGCGAACAGCCAGAAGUUGUCAUCGCCCUCUCGAUUGUGCAACAGCAAGGAUAGCAGCAGCAGGACUGGAACGGGCAGUAGUGCGACAGCCGGAACCUCUUUGGUUUCCACCGGUCGGCGUUUGUUUGACAGCCUCGCCUCUUCAUCAUCCUCGGAAACGGAGACGAAGACGUACGUAGGUGGCACCACUGCGGCCAGUGGGGCCAUCACCAUCACCACCACCACGUACACCAACGACACCAAGAACUCCGGCAGCAGUAGCAGUAAGUCGGGAAUAGGAGGGGGGUCUGGAACUGGGUUGGGAGCGGUUUCGGGAGCAAGCUCCGAGACUCGAAGCUUCGGCAGUACGCUAUUCGGCAGUAGUGGCUUAGGUAAUGGCAAUGGCAGUAGCCACAAUCACUCUAACGCCAGUCCAAGUCCCUUCACCACCACCAACGGCAACGGUAACCACAAUACCAUGCAUCUGUAUGGCACCUUGCCCAAGAACGGAACCUCCACGGGGGCAGCUCUGUUUGGCGGGUCGGCCAACAGUUCCUCGUACCACUCUUCCGCGAGUGGAAGUGGAGCCGGAACCGCCAGCAGUAGUGGGGUCAGCUCCAUGACGGGCUCCACAAAUAGCUACGACUUCUACACGAGCACAAGCUCCAGUGUGAGCAGUUCGCGGCCCUUCGCCAACGGUGGCAACAACUAUCACACACUGGGAACCUACAGGGCUCAGUACGCCGCCACUAAUCCCUUCCUGGACGCCUUCGACGAAAAGCCGGGCAGCAACGGGGGUAGUACCCACGGGGAGGAGAAGCUAGACAAGGGCGCGGACAAGGGCCACCACAGAGCGGCCGUAAUGGCCUUUCAGUCGUCAGGAGACUCGAAGAACGGUAGCGAUGAGUACGAUGACAUCAAGUGAGGUAGGAAAAGGGCUAUAAAUGCGGUUAGGAGAAAAGAAUAUAGAUACAACUACGAUUAUACGCGUGCGACUGGUGAGAGUAAAGAGAUCUAAAAGCUCGUCUUCCUGGUUUAACUUUCCUUAGUUCAUCAAAUACUUUCGGGCAACGAAAACGAUCAAGAGUUAAAUGCGUGCUCUGGUGUAAACUUUUUAUUUCCUACGAAUUUGAUCGGAAGGCAUCAAAACAUUCAUUCCCUUUCUCCAUUGCGUUGCGCGCGUAUAAUCGUAGUUACGUAACAAAAACCAAUGCCACACAAUGCUGAAAGUGUUCUUUUGAAGUAUUUACAGUUUACAAAUUUACAAAGUACGAACGAUAGUUGCAUAUAAACCCCUAUGAGAACCCUCUAACUUUAGAGUCUAAAGCAAGCAUAAUCUGCAUACAUAAAAUUAAAUAGUCGCCGAGCUCUGUGUAUGUGUUUAUAAAUACUUGUGAAAGCUUAUCCCUGGUAGCGUUUAAAGGGUCGAAGCGCUUGACCGUGGUUUGCCGUUUAGCUAACAUAAAUCCAUAAAUCCGAAUUCAAUAACAUUUACGAACAGUAUUUUUUAAUGAACUAUAACAUAAAUUAAAGUCAACAGCGUAUACAAUAAAUUACAUUUAAAAAUACGAAUAGAAGAACUUACCCAAAAGGUUGAACACGCAUUUAAUUUUUAAAAAUAAUCCUAUAUCGACUUACACCCCUCUAGUAGACACGAUUCGUUACUGAUAUAUUUUUGCAUACUCCCUUUUCGCAGUGGAAACUGCAUAUAAGGAAAGCUCUUAUAAUCUACCCACACAAUAUCUUUUGUGAGCGUUUCUAUGUGACCAACUCUCUUAUCUGGAAAAGCAAUGUACACGACUAUGACAACCUGUCUAAUUAACUACUCGACGACUUUUGGAGCAACACAUUUGCCUACAAUGUUUCCCAAUGCCUCUUUUAUAAAACCUAAGUGUGCAUAUGUGAUCAAGUAACGAUCGAACUCCCGAUUAGGAUUUCACAUAGCAGACACCACUCGCAAACCGCAAACUGACAUGCAAAAUACAAAUACAUGAAUUUAUUAACGAAUCAAUGUGCUUAGUUUUUGUAUGAAACAAAGUCUGAUAUAUACACUAAUAUACAACGGUACAGUAUAAUAUUUCUAAACAUUUAAUCAUAAUUAUACAAGCGAUGGAAAAAAUAUGUAAUGUUAAUAUAUAUUACUAAAUAGCAAGUUAAGAACGCUUUGCGAUUAAGAAGUUUACAGCAGGUAUGUUUUCAAAGCUUUUUAAAACGUAUUAACGACCAACUGUGCUUAACCCCAAUUGUAUAGGAAAUUACACUUAUAACGAUCUCAAUUUUAUAAAAACUUAAAAUUCAUAAUACUUUCGAAUACAUAUGUUGCGGAACUGUAAAUACCCAAAAAGGAAUUUACCGAUCUCGUAGUCAAGUAAUCAGUAAAUGAGGCUGGUUAUAGUCAUAGGCUUUGGCGAACAUCCUACACCCCUUAUUAUUUAAAUAGAGUUAGACAAGAUCAUUUUAAGAAACAUACGAGACAAAAAUAGGAAAAACUAAAAUACCAAAUAAGCACUGAGGUACAGAAAGAUUUAUGUUAGCUAACAAAAAUGAAAAAUCAUUCGUCUUCAUGCAAGUACAACUUUCUCCAGCGACUCAAUAAAAUCAAUUAAAGUAAAAAGCCUCACUUAUUACAUUACAGUUCAUUCAGUCAUUUCCAUAACUAAUCGAUAUUAUAUAACCCAAAACUAUAAUCAAUGUUGUGGAUUAUUUGAUUUGAACAAUUAGUACGGCUUAUAGAGAUCGAUUGGGAACCCCAAACACAAUAAGAUUUUAAAUAGUAAAAUAUUCGGUUAAUUGUUGCCAGAUUUAUUUUAUAAGAAUGGAUAGCAUUUAAAGUGUUAAACAUGAUUACCAAACCAAAGAGUUUAAAACCACAAUAUAGGCAACCAUAUAGUUGAGCAAAUUGAUUUUUAUAUAGUGAAUUGUUAAUUAUUGCAUAUAGCACGUAGAAUUUUUAACAAAAGUCAAAGUUCAGGCGGAUGAGUUAUUUUGAGGUGGUCGCGACUCGCUUGCCGCCAUCACUGCCCAACUUUAUUGAUUUUACGAUUUUAACUUCAUACAUAACCAAGGAACAUCAAUGUUACUAAAGCUGUCGCCUUCGUUUUAAACACAAGUAAGACCCUAGUACCCCCAUUAGCUCUGCAAUCCGGUUUUUAAUUGGUUUAUCCCGAAAGCUUUAAUCGUUGAACGACCAGAAUUACGCGGUUACAAAUUCUAUAAAUAUUCCCUAUAUACCAUAUAAUAGUAGCGGAGUUGGUGGAAGAUGUCAUGGCAACACUUCGGUUUAUUUGCGAGUUGUUGUGGCUUCAUAGUCGUAGUUAGUUAGCUCUAGAUGUAAAACACGGCGGAGAUUCGAGCGUUGUCAGUUGGUGGUGGAAG